GUGUUUAAUGAAAUGACUGAUAAGAAAUCAGUUUGUAUUUACGUGUGAUGAUAACGAGUCGCGUGUUUCUUCGAUCGGUAAAGGAAUUAAAUAAUUAACAUGUCGAUCGAACUUCUUUUGAUUUGAGGUAAGUAUUUCAACAUUCCGGACGACAUGAUCUUUCCGAUUCGGAUACAGGCGAGUGAUGCGAGCUGUUGAUCACUUCAUGGGAGGACGCUGCUGCAACUGAUGGAGAUAAUCUUUGUGCCAGGAUUGCCAGAAUUGUUGCUGUAAUUUCUGCAAGCCGCGAUAGUGAUUCAAAGCUGACUUUAGAGCAUCAAGGAUUCAUCUGAUGGAUCGUGGACUUCAAUUCAGUGUCGGCGCUUUGGAAGCAGGUGGCGUUAUCAGAGAAGAUCUCUUUCGAGCGGAGGUGUCGCGAGCCCGAAGGAUCCAGAAUUUUUCUCGCACGAGUGACAACAACAAUGAAUUACCAGGAUGGAGAUGUUUCAUGUGAAGGUCUCUGAUAAUCAUCGCUGCAAAGUGACAGUGAGGAAGCAAGAUUGGAUGUUUUUGUUCAAAGUGGGUGGGACAACAACGGACGAAAACAAAUUGCGACAUCGAAGUUUAUGCACAAACCGUUGACAAUAUGCAAUGGUGUUGACCAGUUGAUGGUGAUUGCUGAAACGAUUUUCUAUCAACAUGAUGAAAUCAUCUCGAACAGUGGCAACAUGGACACGCUUCAUCUCUUCAGUUACUUCUGGAUCUUUUUCGUUGAUUGUGAGUAUAGAUUGUGGCCACUGACUUUUGUUUAAUUGUAGAAAUGAUGGACCAUUCCACCACAUCGUUGAAUCUUCAAGUUCAGCUGGCAUUAGACCACGUG
Messenger RNA from Clunio marinus, 859 nucleotides. Lineage: Eukaryota; Metazoa; Arthropoda; Insecta; Diptera; Chironomidae. The record is from the annotation of a GenBank genome assembly.